This is a messenger RNA of Penicillium chermesinum, 744 nucleotides long. Its product is annotated as Galactosyl transferase. The record is from RefSeq and is a predicted model, not a curated record. Gene Ontology annotation, biological process: protein N-linked glycosylation. The transcript has 2 exons. The coding region runs from base 1 to 744 and encodes 247 amino acids. Gene Ontology annotation, molecular function: glycosyltransferase activity. Gene Ontology annotation, cellular component: Golgi membrane. NCBI's taxonomy places the organism in Eukaryota, Fungi, Ascomycota, Eurotiomycetes, Eurotiales, Aspergillaceae.
AUGGUCGGAUUCGACCAGACAAAGCUACUUCACCGGAGGACGACUGGGCCAUUACAUCUAACGGGGUACGCAGCGAAAAUCCACGGAUAUGAUUACAAGCUAGUCCAGGUGCAGAAUAUGGGCUCACGCUACGGCACCUGGGCUAAAGUCCCGGCUAUCAGAGAAUUCCUGGAACAUUACCAGUUUGUAGUCUUUUUGGAUGCCGAUGUCAUUCUCACCUAUCCACACCUCCCACUCGAGUGGCUUUUCAAUUACUGGGCCAUGCAUCCACAAACCCUUGUUGCGAUGGCUGCCGACCCGACAGAGCCGGUCAACGAUGAUGAGCGAGGCAAUACGUUCCUGAACACUGGCUUCGUGAUCGCCCAGCGGAGUGUGCGAACGAUGGAGCUUUUGAGAGCUUGGGAAAACUGCCCUGGUGAAUCGCAAUACCAGAACUGCGCACACUGGGUUACCCACUGGCCUCACGAACAAGGCGCCUUUGGAACGUACCUUCGAUACGACUUCAAUCGAUCUUCCGAUAUCAAGGUCCUUCCUUGCGCUGAGGCAAAUGGGUGCCCCAACGCAGCGCAUACUGGCUGUGUUGGCAAGUUCGUGCGCCAUUACUGGUAUUCGAAAAACUCAGUCACACCAGCUGUUGAUCAGUCUAUUCAACGCUACUUCCUGCCCUAUCUACACCACGCAUUUCUUCGCGAUGCUCAGCUUGACGUCUUAGCUCUAGAGCCCGAGAACAUGGCUCAGGAUUGA